GGUUGCCAUGGAUGCAGGACACUUGUCGGACGCGGUGCCGUUCGUCCCCGGUCUUCUCUACUACGUGGCGGUCCGAGACAACGAGGUUCCGCGCUCGAGCCCGUCCCGCACCGUCUUUUGCAUCGACAAGCAGCUCUUGUACGCCAACUUUUACCUCGAUUUUGGGCCGCUCAACCUAGGCCAAACCUUUCAAUUUUGCCACAUUCUCAACCACGAAGUGUCCAAAGCCAAAGCGUCGUCCAAGGACAUUGUGUUUUACUCGUCCCACGACGGCAAGCGGCGCGCGAACGCGAUCUGCCUCUUGGGCUGCUGGGGCAUCCUCUUCAACGGCAUGUCGGCAGCGGAGGCGUUCGCGCCGUUCACCGGCCUCGCGCUGCCCAGCUUUCAUGAUGCGACACCGUCCAUCUGUCUCUUCAAGCUCACCGUCCUCGACUGUCUGCGCGGCCUCGAGAAGGCGCUGCAAUGCAAGUACAUUGCGCCCGAGACCUUCAACAUCGAAGAGUACCAGCACUACGAACAAGUCGAGCAUGGUGACCUCAAUUGGCUCUCGCCCAAGUUCAUUGCGUUCGCGGGGCCUUACGAUGAGUACAAGCAAACGAUCGAAGGGUACAUCUCGCUGACGCCCGAGCACUACCUGCCGUACUUCAAGGCGCACAACGUGACGCUUGUCGUGCGGCUCAACGAAAAGCUCUACGACGAGAAGCGGUUCACGGAUGCAGGUAUUGACCACCUCGAGCUCUUUUACCCGGACGGUGGCAACCCACCCGAGGCGAUCUUGCUCCAGUUCAUUCAAGCCUGCGAAGCGACGCCUGGUGCGGUCGCGGUGCACUGCAAGGCCGGCCUCGGUCGCACGGGCACGUGCAUUGGCGCGUACCUUAUGAAGCACGACCGGUUCUCGGCCAAAGAGUGCAUUGGGUGGCUCCGCCUCUGUCGCGCCGGCAGCGUCAUUGGGCCGCAGCAGCAGUACAUGGAGGCGAUUGAGAAGAAAAUGUGGCUCGCCAAGCGCCCGAUGACAGACGCCGACGACAGCGAAAACAACGGUGGAAGCACGACCGAGUCGCACAUCGUCGCCGUCUCGCCGUGCAAAACCAAGCAGCGUACGAGCGCCAACAUUUUCCGGUCGAGCCCACCGACGAUCAUUGUGCCCGGUGCGUCGUUGGCCAAGACCAACCGCGCGGCACUGGCGCUGAGUCUUCCAGCCAAUGUCAACGCCGUCAGUAGUGCUUCGGCGAUGGAGCCGUCCCCUAAGACCCAAGGCGACAACCUCAUUGAGCUCAAGCACGGCCGCCUCAAGAGCCCCGUCAAGCCGUAAAUCGAAAAAAUGUACAGAUUUCAUUAUGCU
Saprolegnia parasitica CBS 223.65 is the source of this 1342-nucleotide messenger RNA. RefSeq lists its product as hypothetical. NCBI's taxonomy places the organism in Eukaryota, Oomycota, Saprolegniomycetes, Saprolegniales, Saprolegniaceae. The coding region runs from base 8 to 1312 and encodes 434 amino acids. The record is from RefSeq and is a predicted model, not a curated record. Gene Ontology annotation, molecular function: protein tyrosine/serine/threonine phosphatase activity. The transcript has a single exon. Gene Ontology annotation, biological process: positive regulation of cytokinesis; microtubule cytoskeleton organization; regulation of exit from mitosis.